Lepus europaeus (European hare) is the source of this 3588-nucleotide messenger RNA. RefSeq names its product otoancorin (gene OTOA). The record is from RefSeq and is a predicted model, not a curated record. Bases 1 to 3588 code for a protein of 1195 amino acids. NCBI's taxonomy places the organism in Eukaryota, Metazoa, Chordata, Mammalia, Lagomorpha, Leporidae. The transcript has 29 exons. Gene Ontology annotation, cellular component: cell surface. Gene Ontology annotation, biological process: cell-matrix adhesion.
AUGUCCCAGGAACCUACAAUGUACUCCCUUUUCCUGUUCCUUUUUCUGAGCCAUGGAGUGGCAAGUCAUAGAGCUCCCGAUACCAGACAGGAUUUGCAUCCAUUGUUACAAAAAAUGGCGGAAGAAAUAAUACAGGGAAGCUAUCUGAAUGCCUUGCUGGAUCUCAUACAGUUUCAAAGCUCCCACGUCUGGACGGCAGACCUGUCCCACAGAGUGCUAGCCUAUCUGCAUUCACGGAAUGUUGCCUUCACCAUCCCCAGCCUGCAGGCAGCCAUGGAAAACCACCUGGAGCGGCGUUUGUACGAGCCCCAGAAGCUGCUGGAGGACCUGAGGAAUACUGAUGUCCAGCAGUUCCGCACAGCCAUGAAAUGCAUCUUGGAGGACAAGAAGGACCGCUUGGACCUGAAGGACGUUGUUAUUGACUUGGGAGAGAUUCGGGAGCAAGCCCUGCAGAGCCCCGGCGUGAACCGCAGCCUGCUUCUUAUCACGCUGGAGAGGUGCUUCCAGGUGCUGAACUCCCUGGAGUGUGUGGAGAUCCUGGCAAAGGUGCUCAGGGGUUCCCCGGGUAGCUUGCUGCAGCCGGACAUCAUAGAGAGGCUGCCGCGAGGCCUGCGUGAGGACGCCUUUAAGAACCUCUCUGCAGUGUUCAAAGAUCUCUAUGACCAAAUCUCGGCUCAUUCCCAGAGAGCCCUCUACUCCUGGAUGAGUGGGGUUUUACAGACAUACUCCAACUGCACAGAUGACUCUGUUUCAUGGGUCAGUGCAGAAAACUUAUGGAUUUUGGGCAGAUACAUGGUUCACCUGUCAUUUGAAGAAAUCACGAGAAUUAGUCCUAUAGAAAUCGGGCUGUUUAUCAGCUAUGACAACGCCACGAAGCAGCUGGACACAGUCUAUGACAUCACACCCCAGCUGGCCCAAGCGUUUCUGGGAAGGAUCGGCUCCUCCAGCUUUGACAUGAGGAAUACCUCUACCAUCCACAGGCUGGGGCUGCUGGUUUGUUUCUAUGAUGACCUGGAGUCGCUGGACGCUGCCAUGGCCCAAGUCCUCCUUCACCAGAUGAUCAAGUGCAGUCGCCUAAGGGGCUUCCAGGCUGGCGUUCAGCAGCUCAAAGCUGACCUUCUGGACAUUGCCACGGACAACCAGACCCUCAACGAGACCCUGGGCUCUUUGUCGGAUGCGGUGGUGGGCCUGACCCACCGGCAGCUGGAAUCCCUGUCCCCCGAGGCCGUGCAUGGCGCCAUCUCCACCCUCAGUCAGGUCUCAGGCUGGGCCAAGAGCCAGGCGAUCAUCUUGUCCGCCAAAUACCUGGCCCAGGAGAAGGUGCUGUCCUUCUCCACUGUCCACCAGAUGGGCACGCUGCUGGCAGGGGUCGGUGCCCAGGCUCUCCACGGCAUGGACCCCGGGGACCUCUGGCAGCUGCUGCGAAGCGCCGUCUCCCACCACCUGUCCGGCCUGUCACCUGCCCAGCAGCAGAGUGUCCUCAGGAAGGCGAUGGGAGCAGGAGACCCUGCCCCGGGCAUCAUGGAGCUACACAGGGAUUUCUUCACGGAAGUGUCGCUCUUCCAUUUACAGAGCGAGCCUGGACUCAGCACUACAAUGCUAAAGGAAAAGCAGCUUCGGAGGAGCCAGGCCUUGUUCCUCUAUGAGCAGCUGUCAGAGACAACCAGGAGCCCGGAGGAACUCCUAAGCGCUGGGCAGCUGGUCAAAGGCGUGACUUGCUCACACAUUGAUGCCAUGAGCACCGACUCCUUCCUGGCCCAUUUCCAGUAUUUCGAGAACAACCUGUCCCUGCUCUCGCCGCAUCAGGUUAACUGUCUGGCGUGGAAAUACUGGGAAGUUUCCAGGUCGUCUGUGCCACCUUUCCUCUUGGUUGCACUGCCGGCUCGCUACGUGGCUUCCAUCCCAGCCUCCCAGUGUGUGCCGUUCCUGAUCAGCCUGGGGAAGAGACAGCUGGAUUCCUUGGUUUUAGAUUCCCACAAAAAGAACUUGGUCAUCAGAAAAGUGCAGCAGUGCCUGGGUGACUCCAUUGCCGACGAAUACGCCGUGGAUAUCGUGGGGAACUCGCUGUGCCACCUGCCAGCAGCCAUGAUCAACACGGGAAUCUCCCCCAAGGCCUGGGCCACUGUCCUGCACCGCCUCCGCGGCUGCCCAGAUCUCGGCCCUGAGCAGAAGGCUGCGGUGAGGCUCCGGCUCCUGGAGGAGCUCGGACCCCCUGGGAACUGGACCGCCGAGAUGACGGAGGACUUGGGAGCCUUUCUCACGCUUUUCACAGGAGAGGAGUUAAGCCCUGUUGCCACCAAGUUUCCUGAUAUCCUUCAACAAACAGCUUCCCACCUGGCCGGGACCCUGCCCCCUGAAGAAUUCCUUGGUGCUGUUUUUGUGUCUGUCCGGAACAGCAGUGACCGCAGCCUUGGCUCUGCCCCUGUCCCUGGUUGCCAUGGAGUCGUGGCUCCCUCUUCCAAUGACAUCUUCAGGUUGGCCGAGGCCAACGUCUGCUGGGCCCCUGAGGACUUGCUCUGCAUGGACGGGGACACUUUCCUCAGGAGCGUGGAGCUGCUGGGGGCUGUCCAGGGUUUCAGCCACGCGCAGCUGAUGGCCCUGAAGGAGAAGGCUGUGCAGCUUUGGGACACGCCGUCUCACUGGAGGGCACACCAAGUCGUCUCCCUGGGGCGCAUUGCCCUGGCUCUGAACGAGAGCGAGCUGCAGCAGCUGGACCUCAGCUCCAUAGACACCGUGGCUUCCCUGAGCCAGCAGACAGGAUGGGCCCCAGGACAGAUGAAAUCCAUUCUGCAAGGGUUCCUGGAGGAUUCAGGCUAUGGUAUCCAGGAUCUGAAGAGUUUUCAUUUAGUAGGACUUGGUGCAACCCUAUGUGCUAUGAACAUCACUGAAAUCCCACUGAUAAAGAUCUCAGAGUUCAGGGUGGUCGUGGCCAGAAUUGGGACACUAUUCUGCAGCCCUCACGUCUUGGCCGAGUUUAAGAAGAGAGCAGAAGCCGUAUUUGGCCGUCCCACUGAGUGGACGAGCUCUGUGUUGCAGGAGCUUGGGACCAUUGCAGCUGGAUUAACUAAGGCAGAGCUGCGAUUGCUCGACAAGGAUUUGAUGCCGUAUUUCCAGCCAUCAGCAAUAAAAUGCCUUCCUGAUGAGAUAUUCAAAGAGCUGUCCGCCCAGCAGAUCGCCUCCCUGGGCCCGGAGAACGCCGCUGCCGUGACCCACGCCCAGCGCCGGCGGCUCGGCGCCGCGCAGCUGCAGAGCCUCCAGCGGGCGCUAGAUGGCGCCAGGACCCGCUCCUGGCUGGACGCGCCCGCCAGCGCCAGCCCCAGCCGGACCCCGUCCGGUGCGCCCGCAGUCCUUGUCCCCCGCACCCCGCUCCGAGUUCGUGGUCCGGUAUUCCUGAAUUUCGGGCAGGAGACAGGUGAGAUCGCCUUCAACAGGGCAGGAGAGGAGCCGCCCCGGGGCCGUGCCUUCCCCCUUUUAAUUCCGUUUUCCGCGAGCCUCAUGAAGUGUGCCCGACGACCGCAAGGCAGCGUGGUGGGGAAGGAGCGCCUGGCUCUUGGGCUCUUCGGUUUGGCUGCCCCCUGCUGGCGCUAA